GCACCUGGCACAACCCGCUGCUGCCGCUGGUGAACGCGAUGCAGGGCGGGCCCGAUGACCUGGGCAGCGGCAGUGACGGCGAGGACGACAGGUGCCGCCGCUGCAGCCAGCGCGAGCGGCUCUGGGCGUUCGAGGUGAUGCAGGUGCUGCGCGGGGCGACGAUCCUGUGCGUGCUGACGGAGGAGGCGAGGCUGCUGCUGCUUGCGGUGCGGGGGGCCUCCCCGUG
Molecule: messenger RNA, 226 nt
Organism: Prorocentrum cordatum
Lineage: Eukaryota; Dinophyceae; Prorocentrales; Prorocentraceae
Source: the annotation of a GenBank genome assembly